Messenger RNA from Eimeria acervulina, 1635 nucleotides. Its product is annotated as phosphatidylserine synthase, putative. The transcript has a single exon. Bases 1 to 1635 code for a protein of 544 amino acids. Gene Ontology annotation, molecular function: L-serine-phosphatidylethanolamine phosphatidyltransferase activity. Gene Ontology annotation, biological process: phosphatidylserine biosynthetic process. NCBI's taxonomy places the organism in Eukaryota, Apicomplexa, Conoidasida, Eucoccidiorida, Eimeriidae. The record is from RefSeq and is a predicted model, not a curated record.
AUGCAGCGCGCCAAGCAACAACAGCGCAUUGGGGAGGAAGAUAAAUUGCAGCAACAGCAACAGCAACACCAACAGCAGCAACAGCAGCAGCGGCGGCGCAAAUCCUCUACGGCAAAUUCGGGGGCCUGCAAUGGUAUAUCAACCAAAUCAACAUCAGAUGGCGACAGCUCAAAGGACGCAUUUCAUUCUCUUUGGAACACCUCUUCAGGGCGGCCGCCGGAUGACUAUGCCAAUUCAGUUUAUUGCAAGCAUGCGGAGGAGUUCCCAGAGAAGUUUAGGGCUUCGAUUGAUUACAGCAUUCAGGAGAAGCCCCAGCAGGUCUUGUCGAGUGCUGUGGUGCUAGCGUUGGUUGUCUUAGUCGCUUGCGGGCCGGGAUGCCUAUGGAAAACGGACAAAGACUAUCGUUUUUUUGAAUUUCACUUUGAUGACUUGAGUGCAGAGCGACAACAAGAGCUCAGGUUUCGCGCUGUUCAGGUUAUAUGCUGUCUGGCGGUGGCGAUCAUGGGAUAUUGUUUCCUUGAAAGCAGAGACGGGUUAUUAGUUCGGCCGCACCCGGGCUUCUGGAGAGUGAUUCACGGUUUGUGUUUGACUUAUUUUCUUUGUUUAGUGGCGCUUCUGUCUGUACAUCGCGACGACGGGCGUUUUCUGGUGCGCAUGCUGCUGCCUGGUUUUGGUUCGAGGAGGGGAAAUGUGUUUUCUGGAACUCUUGUGCUCGACUGUUCAGUGAACAUGAAUACGCUGAUGAGACAGUUCACAUCUGUUUGGUUUAUAAGUCACGCUGUUGGUUGGUUUCUGAAGAUGUGCAUAUUUCGUAGCUGGAUGUUUAAUUUGACGUUCUCUAUAUUGUUUGAAUUCUGUGAGAUGUCGCUGCAGUGGCUCAUUCCCGAGUUUCAGGAGUGCUGGUGGGACAGUAUAUUCAUUGAUGCAAUUGUUUCUAACCUCAUGGGGAUGGUGUUUGGUUGUGCAGUGAUGCGUUGGUGUGGCAAGCGCCAUUUUGACUGGCUGGGUGCAUAUCCACGCUAUCAGAAGAUUAUGUUGAGGUUUACCCCUUUCUCAAGUUGUGAAUAUGAAUGGUCGUUCUUCCGCACUCCCCGUCAUUUGCUGAUGACAAGUCUGCUUUUAUUUCUUUCUCUCCUUGCAGAAGUCAGCGUUUUUCUCCUCAUGACCGUCCUAGAUAUUCCAGCAGUUCAUUGGAUUAAUCCUGCACGCCUUGGCCUCUUGGGGCUGCUGGCGUUUCCUGCAGUCGCCGAGUUCUAUGCGCAGCUGCAGUUUAGAUAUGAUAGAAUGGGGGGGAAUGUUUUUUUAUUUGUCAUGAUCUUAACCGUGGAGUUGUUGGUGAGCAUUAAAUACGGUACCGACAGAUUCUUCUCUUCUGCUCCUCAACACGACGUCGUUAUUCCCUGGGUUCUGGCGGGGAUCUUCUUCGGGCUCUGGUGCUGCUGCUACUUCGCGCAUGCAACGCAAGAAAGACGCAGCAGAGCAGAAACAAAUGCAGGAGCUGCAACACGCAAACACCUGACAGGCAGCAGCAGCAUCAAGGAUACAGCUGCCGCAGUGCUGCUGAAGUUGCCGCCGCAGGCUUGCUUCCUGCCGUUGCUUUACCUUGCUAAACACUACUACUACGGCGGAUCAUAA